Molecule: messenger RNA, 1245 nt
Organism: Rotaria sp. Silwood2
Lineage: Eukaryota; Metazoa; Rotifera; Eurotatoria; Philodinida; Philodinidae
Source: the annotation of a GenBank genome assembly
AUGCGGCGUGCUAUAAAAGACAAGCUCACUGGUGUUUUAGAGGACCCUCGUAUAUCAAACACUAUGCAAGCAUUGAAAAAUAAUCAUGAGCGACGUCCAAUAACUGAUCGUGUGAUUGGACUUGUUAAAGAGAAAGGUGAGACAUGGGUAUCGACAGUUCAAGAACAUGUUUCAUCAAUGACUGAUACAACAGGAGCACUUGCCAAACAAAAACUAUUACAAGCAUUAUUUUCAUCUGGUGUUGUACGAAGUGAAGAUAUUCGGCAUGCACUGCAAAUCGGAAUCGGCUAUUUUCUUGCUCAAGACGAUCGAAAAUCUUCUGAAUCAUCUACAUAUACUCAACGAGAAAAAUUUCCAGCUAUUGGUGGUUUAACACCACCUCAUUUUUUAUCUGAUUUUGAUUUUGAAGCUUAUGGACUUAACACAUUUAGUGAUUUAAUGCAUAUUUAUGGUAUUAAUUUUGAUACAUUAAAAAGACAUAUAUGUGAAGGUGAACUUAAAGAAAUAGUCAAUCCGUCUAGUUCAGGUUCAUUACUUUAUUUAACAUCAAAAUCAACAUAUCUUAUAAAAACAGCACGUGAUUAUGAUGCAAAAUUUAUUCAACAAAAAUUUCUUCAUGCAUAUUUUGAACAUGUUAAACAAAGACCAGAAACAUUUCUUGCUAAAUUAUUUGGUGUUUAUGGUUAUAUUCCAUAUAUUUCACCUCAACGAGGAAUUACAGUUGAUUCAUUUACAUUACGUUUUGUUAUAUUUUCAAAUAUAAUACCAACAAAUAUUGAUAUUCAUGAAAAAUAUGAUCUUAAAGGUUCAUCUUAUAAACGUGAUGCAAAUUUUACUGAACGAAUGAAAAAAUCAGCAACAUUAAAAGAUAAUGAUUUUCGUGAUAUACAUCCACAUGGAUUAAAAAUUCCGAAAAAUAUUUAUUAUCAUUUAAAAAAUAUUCUUACAUGUGAUGUAGAAUUUUUAGAAAAACUUAAUAUUAUGGAUUAUUCAUUACUUUUAACUAUACAUAAUAUGGAUAAUCCAGUUAGACCGAUACGUACUGGAUCAUUGGAAGCAUUGAUGGGUGGUCUUCAUGAUACAUUUCUUGCCUGUAUGAUGGAACAAAGAAUUGAAAAUAAACAAAACAAUAAUAAUUAUGAAUCAAGAUCCUUUCUACGAUUGAAAAAACCAAAUGAAGCAUUAGGUUUUAUCUAUGAAGAAAUUCCGAAAUUUGAUGUAGAAUAUGCAAAAGAAUUUGGGUAA